AUGACCCUCGUCCGGUUAUCAGCGACCAUAUGGCUGCUAUGGAUGGUGGUCCUGCCCCUCCGAACAGAUGCUGACCAGAAAUUCCCGCUGCCCGCCGUACCGCUUCCGCCCCCUCCGCCCUUUGCCCCCGGCAAAAAUCACUUUGCCCUUAACGCAUUUGCAGGGGAACAUUCCACCUCAUCCGAUGGAGGAGGGGGAGGCCACGCCCCCUCCAGCUCGCCGGGAUGCGGAGGGAUGCUGAAGGCCCGGCAUGGCAUUAUCCAGACGCCCAAUUUCCCGCACCGUUUCGGCACGCCCAUCGAAUGCGUCUGGAUAAUCGACGCCUCCGAUGUGCCGCCCCAGGGUCAGGGAAACGUCUCCAUCGUGGUCUAUCUGACCCAGCUCUACGUGCUCAGCGGCCUGAAGUUCACCGAGUACAUGUACUACUCGGAUGACUUCAAGGUGCCCGCCCAUCGGGUCUUCACGCUCACCGAGGACGACGUCACCCAGGUGACGUGGGUGCAGUUCCACAGCCAGUACCUGGAGAUCCGGUUCACCAUGGCCACGCUGGACGGAACCCAUCUGCGGGCUCUGGACCGCCUGCUGGACGUCUACGGGUUCAACAUCACCUACGAGGUGCAGAACGAGGUGAAGACCGCGCAGUGCAACACGCUGCAGUGCCGCUUCCUGGGCGAUUGCUACGCGAGUUCCGACUACAGCUCCUAUGGAUGCUCCUGUUUUCCGGGCUUCAGCGGCAGUGACUGUGGUCAUGGCCCACUGUGCAAGGACCUGCAUACCAACGUGUGCCAAAACGGCGGCACUUGCAAGCACAUCGGCGACGCCGCCAUAACUUGCCACUGUCCGAAGGGCUUUAAGGGGACCAGAUGCGAAAUACCCGAAAUAAACGAGACGACACAGGGCUGCACCAGCAACAGCAGCAACUCCAUUGAAUGCCAUCAGGCCUGCGACUUUGACAACUUCCGGAGUUCCGGUUCCCCAGCUGCCCAGAGUUAUUCGGCCCUCAAAAGUAACCGGAAUUCGGCACGCAGUGGCAAAACUCGAUACGAGGUGACCAUGCGACUGGGCGCCAAUCUUACGGGAUAUUAUCGACAUGCUGACCGGGAACAGUUGUCGGGCGUUAUGGAAAGACAGCUGGGCCGUGUUUUGCGAAACUUCAACAUCACCAAGAUAAGCGAUCUGGAACUCAUAUCGAACUCCACGGAUCGUCUGGACAUCACCUUUCACUUCUUCGGCGUCAAAGGAGACUCGCAGCGCAUCCGGGAUGCCAUCACCAGGAUGGUGGAGAGGGGCAGGAUAGGCAACUUCACCCUGGUGGCCAAUUUCCAUCACUUCGAUGAGAACCCACCGCUGAGCUUGCUGGAGCUGACCGUCAAUCAACCGCAAUCAGGAGUCCGCGAGGCCAGCGAGUUCAUCAUUUCCUGCACCGCCCAGGGCUCUUCGCGGAUGCAGUUCCAGUGGUUCAAGGACGGGGCUGUGGUGAACGCCACCCGGGCGACGAGGGAAAUCUGGACCACGGUCCUGCCGCCCGAAAGCAAAGAUGUCUACACCGCCAUUCUGGGCGUGACCAAGGCAAUUCGGAUAGACGAGGGCGUCUACAGCUGUAAGGUCACCGACUGGGGCGUCGAGCAGUGCCGCUCCCUGCACAUCCACAUCAAGUCCCCGCCCCGUCUGCGCGUGGAUCCGGCGAGUGUGACUCUGCAGCGGGGGGACUCCCUGCGGGUGCGGUGUCUUUCGCCCGGCAAUGAUGACAUCAAGAGGUACGCUCAGCUCGGCUACAGCUGGACCCGCAACGGGGUGCUCUUCCAAUCGGACGCAGCGACGGCGAUGUGGGAGGACCUCUAUCCCGACGGCAGCAUCCUGAAGAUCAACAACAUCCAGAAGUCGGCGGAGUACGCCUGCCUGGUGUCCAACAGUGUGCGGCCCGUGUCCCGGAGCGUCUACAUCAAUGUCAUCGAACGCAAUGCCGUGCACGUGUGUCCCACGGAGUCCACCUACGGCGUCCACUGGCCCACCAGUGCCCCCGGUGCUCCCAUCAUCACCGACUGCCCGCGGGGAUUCGAGGGUCACCUGCGCCGCAUCUGCGAGCAGCGGGACACGGGCAACUCCACCUGGCUGCUGCCCGACUUCUCUGGCUGCGUGAGGGACGAGCUGCUGCUCAUCUACAACCGCUUCCUGGCCCUGAGCGCCGGCUUCCAGCAGACGAACUCCUCCAACAUCCUGAAGGCCUGCUUCGACUUCACCCUGCAGAGGCGACACAGCUUCCUGCCCGGCGAGGCCAGCUUCCUCAUCGAUAUGCUGCACGAGCUCGACACCUACCUGCAAUUGAAAGGCACACAACUGGAGCGUGAGAUGGCCGCGGAGAUUAUACUGCGCAUCCUGGAUAAAGUCAUGCAGAAUGCCCAAUCCUUGAACAGUCAACAGCAAAUUAAAAAGCUGCAACAGCUAACGCAGUCGGCGGCGCUGAACCGCGAGACCAUCGCGGCCUCCCAAUUGGCCACCUCGACCAGCGGCAGCAGCCAGCCGUCGGCGGGCGACAGUUCGACCCGCGGCGACGAUGGCAGCGGGUCAGGGGUCGCGGCAGGUGAGAUUUCCGCGGCUCCUGCGGGCAGCAGCCUGCAGGCAACAAGAGCCGGCAGCGGAGGAGGUGGAGGCGGAGGAGGACCUGUACCGGGAACUGCAGCUGGAGCCUCGAGCAUCCUGACUGUCGAUGAGGACACCCUUUCGCUGGACAGACUGAACUCGCUGCGCAUUUACAUGACAUCGGUGAAAACGCUGCCGUUUAAUUUACGCAUUUACGGCGAGGAUUUGUUUUCGGACCAGCUCUACAUGGACAUCGGACUCUCCGGCCGUCUGCUGCACAUCAUGGCCAACUCGACGAUAUUCGCCUCGGUCAUCUCGUACAAGAAUCUCAAAAGUUUCCUCCCGAAAACCUACUACACGCGUGGCAGCGAUCCCAGGGACUCGGAUUACGUUCUCGCCUCGCGGAUCAUCCAAACCUGGCUGUUCCAGUCGAAUCGCUCCAACGAUAACUUCCGCGAACCCCUGGACCUGCCCUUCGAGGCUGGUCACGUGGAGAUAAUCUUUCAGCAUGAGAGCGUCCCCAAAACAGGUGAUUGGGUGGCCGUUUGUGGUCACGACUACAAGGCCUCCUUCGACUCGACGUGGCGAUCGGAUCUGUGCAUCACCAAGCACCUGAUGGCCAACAUAACGCGGUGCAUCUGCCCGCUGUCGGGAACCUACGUGGUCAUGCUCACCAAGCGGCAGCCCAAUGCCACCCCCUCCCACGCCCUGCGGCGCCCCAUCUUCGUGAUCGCCAGCUGCGCCUGCUGCCUCCUCCAGUGCGGAUCCGCCCUCCUCAUCCUGGUGCCCAUCUGGUGCAAUCGCAAGUGCGCGGUCACGUUCCUCAAGAUGCAGUUCUGCGUCUCCACGUCGAGUGUGAUGCUCAUUUACCUGCUGGGAUUCAUGAAAAUGCUGCCGGUGAGCUGGCACGGCGUCAUUAGCAGCUCGCUGGCCUCGCUACUCUUGCUGGGCAUCUCGACGCUGAUUGCGAUUGCCCUGGCCAUUCACACGGAGCUGAUGCCUCGGAAGUAUCUGCAUCUGCAGCUGCAGCAGGCCAGCAGCAAACCGGGGACGCCCACUAAGCGCCGCCUGGAGCGGGAACGAGAAGCGGGACACCGGGAGCGGGAACGGGAGCUCGAGAGCUUGAGCAACAUCACGCAGAUCCGGUCUCAGUCGCCUCUGGGAGGUAGCUCCUCCUCCAAUCCCAGCCAGCGUCGCCCACCGCCCAUCAGUUCGGCGACAGCGGGAAUGCGUGGCGCCAUCGGCAUCAGUUGGCUCCUACCGCUCCUCUUCGCCGUGGCCGCCCCGCUAAUCUGCAGCAUCAUUGGCCAGUGGCCGCGACACUGGUGGCUGGAGGUCCUCUGGACGGGAUCUCCGUCCCCGGAUGCCAGCGCCGCCGGCAAGGAGGAGGAGGAUUCUGGAGCCUUCUAUUCAACUCACUCGCUCUUCAAUGGCGAUAAUUUACUGCUGGGAGAGAUGGGAAAUGGAACGAGCAGUCCGCCAACAGAGACAUCAUCAUCGAGCAUUCAAGGAGUCGAUGAAGAUGACGAUGAUGCGGCCACGUCAACGUCAUCAAUCACGGCUAUGGGAACUGCAAGCAGCAGUGGAGUCAGUGGAUUCAGUGGUUCUUGGAGAGGCACUCCCUCCUCCACCUCCACUUCCGUUUCCGCGCUGGCUGCGCCUCUAACUUCCGGUCUGAGUGACGCCUCCUCGACAGCUUCGCCCUCUUUGAGCUUCAUUCUGUUCGUCUGCAUCGAUCUGCUCUUCGUCCUGCUCUUCCUGGCCCUGUUUGCCAUUUUAAUGAAGAAACUUUUGUGGUUGUGGCACAAGAAUCGCAAUGUGCAUACGCAUCCGUUGGAUAAAUUCAAUCUGGCUUUGCGGAGGCGAUUCGGAUUACUCUACCGGGCGGGCGGACUGCUCCUGGCCAAAAUCUGCUGCGACGGACUCUUCAUCGCUUAUGUUAAUUCAUCACCGGAUACUUUGUGGGCAUAUCCGUUCGGCAUAUCGUGCAUAUUAUUGGGCUCGGCCAUCCUCAUCUGCUUCGUCAUCAAGGCCGAGAGCCAGCUGCGAGGACCGCCCUUCCUGGGCAGCAACGGGAGCAGCCAGAGCAGCUCGCUGAAGCAGGCCAAAUUCAAUACCAGCAGGAGCAGUCUGGACGAGAAUUACUGCACCACGACGACGACGGCCAAUGUGAACAGUCCGCUGAGCUUCUACACCAACCACGACAAGGAGAAGGAGAACGACUGCGCCGUGUCCUUGUCAAUGUCCAAUGCAGGCGUGUCCGCCGCAGCAGUCGGAUCCUUGGCCUCGUCAGCCGGCCAGUGUGCCCCGCCCCUGCAGUCGAAGGUGGGCCUGGAGCUGUCCGGAGCACCGGGAUCUGCCGGUGUUCCCCUGCCGUUGACAAUCAUCUCGACGGCGCCGCGCUGCCAGUCGGGAGGAGCAGAUGGAGCGGCCGAGUCCUUCCUGGGCGACCGCCAGACCCUCUCGGUGGCCCCCUCGCCAGACACCCGUUGCUGCGCCCUUUUGGGCGGCGGCCCUGCCUACGAUGCGUAUACCAUGGGCAUGGGUGUGGGCAUGGGCGUGGGGAUGGGCGGACUCACAGGAAGCCUGGGGAGGCGUACGUUGCAUCAGCAGCCGACGCAUUAUCGCCCCGGACCCUGCGGCGAGUUUGUGGGCGUCGAGACGCUCGAUAUCCUGCAGGGCGUGGCAGCCGACAGUAUAAUUGGCAUCCACACCAGUGCGAUAAUGCCCACUGCCACAAGCACUUCUCAUUAUGUUCCGCUGCAGCAUAAUCCCUACGUGGACUUUGUGCCCAGCUCCCUAAUCCUCAGCAUGGCGCCACCGCCGACCAUAAGCGGCAACCUGAGUGGAGCUGCGAUGCCAGGGAUUCCGGCGAUGUCCCUGCCCACCCAGACGCCGAAGACGCAGAAGCGAGUGACCAUCCUGGAGCCGACGUCCCACGCGACCUUUGACCCCCUGCUGCCCACCAUGGUGGCUGCGGUGGUCUCCACCUCGACGGUCACCAGCACGGCGACCACGACCCCGGCCACGCCCACUGCCACGCAGAGUGGCAAUGCCAAUGAUGCAACUCUGGAUCGCAUCACCCUCGAUCUGGACUACCUGCUGAACAGGGGGGCAGUGGAUGCCACAGAGAAAGGUGGGGUGCCACCACCAGUGACCAGUGAGGAUGGUCAGCAGAAGCAGCAAAAACAAUAGCAAUAUCCCCGACACUAAGAUGCAUUUAAGAGGCUUCGUUUUUCUAUCGAAACGUGUAAAUAUAUGUAAAUCAAAUUCCACAACUAAACUACAGUAGAGAUCUCUGUGAAUAUUCAUGUAUGCUUAACGUAAGGAUAACAAUCAGUUGAAGUCCUGGUCCUACCCAAUACUUUAUCAAAUGAGCCCAUCCAAUCCUAGUUUUCAUUGAACCUCCAGAAGGCCAGGUUUAAAUGGAUCUUUAGUUAAAAAUAAAUUCAUGAAAUGUUCCAAGUCAAUGUCUUUUAAAGUGAUUUGGACACUAAUCAUAACUAGUCUCAUAUUUAGAGUAAAAAUUUAUAUUUACGUCUUUGCAUAUGUAAACAAAUUGAAAGAAUUUAAAACUAAUGAUAACUUUUUAGCUAGAUUUACAAAAGCCUAUUGAAGAGAACACAAUGAAAAUGAA
This is a messenger RNA of Drosophila takahashii, 6217 nucleotides long. RefSeq lists its product as uncharacterized. Gene Ontology annotation, cellular component: membrane. Gene Ontology annotation, molecular function: G protein-coupled receptor activity. Gene Ontology annotation, biological process: adenylate cyclase-activating G protein-coupled receptor signaling pathway. Lineage: Eukaryota; Metazoa; Arthropoda; Insecta; Diptera; Drosophilidae. The record is from RefSeq and is a predicted model, not a curated record.